UCAAGCAAUCAUACUGAUAGCCUACGGCUGCCUGAUGCUGUGUAGCUAUAGCGAGAACCGCAGCUGCAAGCAACAAGGGCCUUCUCUCAAAACACUCUUACGCCUAUGGGCAAUACGAAAUCAAUUGAAGAAUUCAUCUCAACAGCAAAGGCCAAGUGCAAUUGUUCCAUAUCCCUAUUGUAAGACAUCUGACAAUAUUGAAUCAAAAAAAUCAACUUCAGGGUCUGGUGUAGAGUACAGAAUUAAACUGCCUCUAUACAAUGGCAAGCCCGUUAAAACUAAUAUAUACGUUGACCUACCACCUUCCAUGUAUCCUUCACCUAAAAAAGAUUCAACAGAAUCAGAUAGCUGUGGUGAAGAAAAAGAAAAGCCAGAAUAUAAAAACGGUGCCGAUGAAACUAAACCUUCCAAAGACAAGCCAUCAAAGGAUAUGAAUAACAAAAAGGAAGAAGACGGUGAAGAUAAAGACCAAUCUAGUGAACAAUCUUGUACUGACAAAAAACCAGAAGAGUCAAAUAAACCAAGUAACAAAAAAGAUGAGUCGAAAGAAGAGAAGGACAACUAUGAUGAAAAAUGUGAUACCGAUGACAAAAUAUCUGAAGGCACUACUAAGCCUGAUGGUAAAAAAGAUGAACCAAAGUCAACAAAGACCAGCGAUAAAUCAAAACCUACCGUAGGUAAAACAGCGGAUGGCACCAAAGAUGAAAAAAAAGGUGAAACAGGUGAUAAACCGUCCACCGGAAAAAAACCGGAAGACUCAACUAAUAAAGAUGAACCAAAGACCAGCGAUGAAUCUAAACCUGUCGCAAGUGAAACAUCAAAGGAUACAAAGGAUGGCGCCAAAGAUGAAAAAAAAGAUAAAACCGAUGAUAAACCUUCCACCGGAAAAAAACCGAAAGAUUCAACUAAUAAAGAUGAACCAAAGACCGGCGAUGAAUCUAAACCUGUCGCAGGUGAAACAUCAAAGGAUAAAAAGGAUGGCGACAAAGAUGAAAAAAAAGAUGAAACAGAUGAUAAACCUUCCACCGGAAAAAAACCGAAAGACUCAAUUAAUAAAGAUGAACCAAAGACCGGCGAUGAAUCUAAACCUGUCGCAGGUGAAACGUCAAAGGAUACAAAGGAUGGCGCCAAAGAUGAAAAAAAAGAUGAAACAGGUGAUAAACCUUCCGCCGAAAAAAAACCUGAAGACUCAACUAAUAAAGAUGAACCAAAGACCGGCGAUGAAUCUAAACCUGUCGCAGAUGAAACAUCAAAGGAUACAAAGAAUGGCGCUAAAGAUGAAAAAAAGAAUGAAAAAAAAGAUGAAACAAGUGAUAAACCUUCCACCGGAGAAAAACCUGAAGACUCAACUAAUAAAGAUAAACCAAAGACCGGCGAUGAAUCUAAACCUGUCGCAGAUAAAACAUCAAAAGAUACAAAGAAUGGCGCCAAAGAUGAAAAAAAGGAUGAAAAAAAAGAUGAAACAAGUGAUAAACCUUCCACGGGAGAUAAACCUGAAGACUCAACUAAUAAAGAUGAACCAAAGACCGGCGAUGAAUCUAAACCUGUCGCAGAUGAAACAUCAAAAGAUACAAAGGAUGGCGCCAAAGAUGAAAAAAAAGAUAAAACAGGCGAUAAACCUUCCACCGGAAAAAAACCUGAAGACUCAACUAAUAAAGAUGGACCAAAGACCGGCGAUGAAUCUAAACCUGUCGCAGAUGAAACGUCAAAGGAUACAAAGAAUGGUGCUAAAGAUGAAAAAAAGGAUGGAAAAAAAGAUGAAACAAGUGAUAAACCUUCCACCGGAGAAAAACCUGAAGACUCAACUAAUAAAGAUAAACCAAAGACCGGCGAUGAAUCUAAACCUGUCGCAGAUAAAACAUCAAAAGAUACAAAGAAUGGCGCCAAAGAUGAAAAAAAGGAUGAAAAAAAAGAUGAAACAAGUGAUAAACCUUCCACCGGAGAAAAACCUGAAGACUCAACUAAUAAAGAUGAACCAAAGACCGGCGAUGAAUCUAAACCUGUCGCAGAUGAAACAUCAAAAGAUACAAAGGAUGGCGCCAAAGAUGAAAAGAAAGAUAAAACAGGCGAUAAACCUUCCACCGGAAAAAAACCUGAAGACUCAACUAAUAAAGAUGGACCAAAGACCGGCGAUGAAUCUAAACCUGUCGCAGAUGAAACGUCAAAGGAUACAAAGAAUGGUGCUAAAGAUGAAAAAAAGGAUGGAAAAAAAGAUGAAAAAAGUGAUAAACCUUCCACCGGAAAAAAACCUGAAGACUCAACUAAUAAAGACGGACCAAAGACCGGCGAUGAAUCUAAACCUGUCGCAGAUGAAACGUCAAAGGAUACAAAGAAUGGUGCUAAAGAUGAAAAAAAGGAUGGAAAAAAAGAUGAAACAAGUGAUAAACCUUCCACCGGAAAAAAACCUGAAGACUCAACUAAUAAAGAUGAACCAAAGACCGGCGAUGAAUCUAAACCUGUCGCAGAUGAAACAUCAAAAGAUACAAAGAAUGGCGCCAAAGAUGAAAAAAAGGAUGAAAAAAAAGAUGAAACAAGUGAUAAAACUUCCACCGGAGAAAAACCUGAAGACUCAACUAAUAAAGAUGAACCAAAGACCGGCGAUGAAUCUAAACCUGUCGCGGGUGGAACAUCAAAGGAUACAAAGGAUGGCGCCAAAGAUGAAAAAAAAGAUGAAACAGGUGAUAAACCUUCCACCGGAAAAAAACCGGAAGACUCAACUAAUAAAGACAAACCAAAGACCGGCGAUGAAUCUAAACCUGUCGCAGGUGAAACAUCAAAGGAUACAAAGGAUGGCGCCAAAGAUGAAAAAAAAGAUGAAACAGGUGAUAAACCAGGCAAAAAACCGGAAGGAUCUCUAGAUAACAAAGAACAGCCUAAAGACAAUAAACCCACUGAUUUGGCUUAAACCCCCUGUGAACGACACUUCAAAGGCUGCAGGUAGCACAGCCGACGACAAAUCGUAACAUACCGACAGUACAAAUAAAGACAUGCAGAUAUAAAGAACAUGGGACGCUAAAAUAGAACCUCCCAUUCAGAAUAAUGACGCUGCAAUCCGCAGCGCGGGUUUCCCCUGGGGACCGGACAUCUAACAUAUCACGUAGACCUCAUGUUCCUUUCUAGAUUUAUAAUUAUUUACAAACAGUGAACGAUUUAUGGAUAAGUCAACAUUUUUUAGCCUUAUUAAUUAUAUUAUACAUAGUGUAUCAAAAAUAGAUUACAGUCUGAUAAUAAAAUUGUAUAUAAAUCAUAAUCCG
This is a messenger RNA of Leguminivora glycinivorella, 3254 nucleotides long. Its product is annotated as protein starmaker-like. NCBI's taxonomy places the organism in Eukaryota, Metazoa, Arthropoda, Insecta, Lepidoptera, Tortricidae. The record is from RefSeq and is a predicted model, not a curated record. The coding region runs from base 35 to 2905 and encodes 956 amino acids. The transcript is spliced from 2 exons.